UGAGGGGUUCACUCUUCAAAUUAUAAAAAUAGGUUUUGCGUUUUGAGUGAUUUGAGUUCCAUCUCUCCUGCAAAAUUUCUCGUUCUCAAUCUACUUUCAUGCGAAUAUGUUGAGUUCUCAGGCUGUGCUUCGAUGUCUGGUUCUUGCAUGGACGCUUCAUCUCGCUUUCUCCUUGGAGUUCUUCAAGCCUUUCAAUGUGAGUUACGAUCACAGGGCUCUUGUCAUCGAUGGCAAGAGACGUAUGCUUAUCUCUGCUGGAAUCCACUAUCCUCGAUCCACCCCUGAGAUGUGGUCUGAUCUGAUUGUAAAAAGCAAGGAAGGUGGGGCAGAUGUGAUUCAAACUUACGUGUUCUGGAAUGGGCAUGAGCCAAUCAGAGGACAGUAUAAUUUUGAAGGGAGAUAUGAUCUCGUCAAAUUUGUGAAGCUGAUUGGGUCAAGUGGACUUUAUCUCCAUCUCCGCAUAGGCCCUUAUGCAUGUGCAGAGUGGAAUUUCGGGGGAUUUCCAGUUUGGCUGCGUGAUCUUCCUGGUAUUGAGUUCCGAACCAACAAUUCAGUAUUCAAGGAUGAGAUGCAGAGGUUUGUUAAAAAGAUUGUAGAUCUCAUGAAGCAGGAGAUGCUAUUAUCUUGGCAAGGUGGCCCCAUCAUAAUGAUGCAGAUCGAGAAUGAAUAUGGAAAUAUUGAAGGAUCAUAUGGUGAGGGAGGAAAGGAGUAUGUUAAAUGGGCUGCAAGCAUGGCUCUUGGGCUUGGUGCUGGUGUCCCUUGGGUUAUGUGCAGGCAAAAUGACGCACCGGAAACUAUGAUAGAUUCCUGCAAUGCAUUUUACUGCGAUGGUUUCAGGCCAAAUUCUUACAAGAAACCAGCACUUUGGACAGAGGAUUGGAAUGGAUGGUAUACAUCUUGGGGGGAAAAAUUGCCUCAUAGACCAGUUGAAGACAAUGCAUUUGCUAUAGCUCGUUUUUUCCAACGUGGUGGGAGCUUUCAUAACUAUUAUAUGUAUUUUGGAGGAACAAACUUUGGACGGUCAUCAGGGGGACCGUUUGAUAUAACGAGUUAUGACUAUGAUGCUCCCAUUGAUGAAUAUGGCCUGAUAACACAACCUAAGUGGGGGCAUUUGAAGGAUCUCCAUGCAGCGAUAAAGCUUUGUGAGCCUGCUUUAGUUGCUGUUGAUGAUUCACCACAAUAUAUGUGGUUGGGACCAAAUCAGGAGGCACAUGUAUAUCGUCAACAUGCUCAUCAUGAAGGCCUGAACCUAAGUCAGUCAGGAAACGGAAUUGGGUGCUCAGCAUUUCUUGCAAAUAUUGAUUGGCAUUGGUCAGCUACUGUGACAUUCCUUGGUCGGCAAUAUACUUUACCACCUUGGUCGGUGAGUAUAUUACCAGACUGUAGGAACACGGCUUAUAACACUGCCAAGGUUGGGGCACAAAUUUCCAUCAAGACACUAGAUUUUGGUUUUCCUCUGUCUUCUAAUAUAAAGGAACCUAAAGAAUUUUUGCCUCAUUCCGAAGUUCCCUUCGCUAUCUCAGAAAACUGGAAGGCUCUUAAAGAGCCAGUUGGGGCGUGGGGCGAUAAUUUUACUGUUCAAGGCAUAUGGGAGCAUUUAAAUGUGACAAAGGACACAUCUGAUUACUUGUGGUAUAUAACCAGGAUACAUAUUUCUGAUGACGACAUUUCACAUUGGGAGGAAACUGAAGUUAGUCCCAGCCUUAAUAUCGAUAGAAUGCGUGAUGUAGUUCGCAUUUUCAUAAAUGGCCAGCUUGCAGGCAGUGCUGUUGGUAGUUGGGUCCGAGUUGUGCAGCCUGUUCAUUUAUUGAGGGGAGACAAUGAGAUAGCAUUAUUAUCUGAAACAGUGGGUUUGCAGAACUAUGGUGCCUUCAUUGAGAAAGAUGGAGCAGGAUUUGGAGGCAAAAUUAGACUUACAGGUUUGAAAAAUGGGGACAUUGACCUCUUGACGUCAUUUUGGACCUAUCAGGUGGGGCUGAAGGGUGAGUUUAUGAGAAUAUAUGGUCUAGAUGAAAAUGAGCAGGCAGAUUGGAUGGAUUUGGCUCUGGAUGCAACUCCGUCCACCUUAACAUGGUACAAGACAUAUUUUGAUGCUCCCAAGGGAGUCGAUCCUGUUUCACUCAAUUUGGAUAGCAUGGGAAAGGGAGAGGCUUGGGUUAAUGGCCACAGCAUUGGAAGAUUCUGGUCUUUAGUCGCCCCAAAAAAUGGCUGUCCGAGUACUUGUGAUUAUCGUGGGACCUUUUAUGAUAUGAAAUGUGCCACAAACUGUGGGAAGCCUACCCAAAGCUGGUACCAUAUCCCUCGAUCAUGGUUGCGGGCAUCCAAUAAUCUUCUUGUCCUCUUCGAGGAAAUAGGAGGAAACCCAUUGCAUAUAUCAAUCAAGUCACGUAUUACUGGAAUUAUCUGUGCUCAAGUAUCAGAGUCCCAUUAUCCACCUCUUAGUGCCUGGUCACAUCCAGCUAUUAUCCAGGGAAAAAUCUCAAUCGAGGAUGUGCCACCAGAAAUACAUUUGCAGUGUGAUGACGGACAUGUCAUCUCCAGCAUAACAUUUGCUAGUUAUGGUACUCCUGGAGGCAGUUGUCAAAGUUUCUCAAUGGGCAACUGCCACGCCCCUAGUUCAAUGUCUAUUGUAGUCGAUGCAUGCCAAGGAAGAAACAGCUGUUCCGUCAAUGUUUCAAAUGCAAUUUUCGGAGACCCAUGCCGAGCUGUCAUUAAGACUUUAGCUGUGGAAGCAAGAUGCACAUCAUCUCUUGGUAUCAGUGAUGCUUAGUUAUGACACUUCAAGUAGCUGAUGCACUGCAAAAUAGAGCUGGUUGAGCCCCAGAAUACAAUUAUGUGCUGCAAUCCACUAAUCGCUUGAUGUAUGAGAUUUUGUUUAUUAUCAUGUAAUUUCCAGUGUUAUCUUCUUUUGUUUAUAUUUAGGUACAUACUCUAGUUUGUGCACUAUGACUAGAAUGUGUAUACAUGGAAUAAGGAUACAUCUGUUUUUGGUAAGGUGUAUCUGACAACUGGGUGCAAAAUAAAACCCAUUCACUAUCUGCAGUCCAGAUGAC
Molecule: messenger RNA, 3053 nt
Organism: Telopea speciosissima
Lineage: Eukaryota; Viridiplantae; Streptophyta; Magnoliopsida; Proteales; Proteaceae
Product: beta-galactosidase 9
Exons: 19
Coding region: 107-2770 (887 amino acids)
Biological process (GO): carbohydrate metabolic process
Cellular component (GO): cell wall; vacuole
Molecular function (GO): carbohydrate binding; beta-galactosidase activity
Source: RefSeq, a predicted model, not a curated record